CAUCGGAGCCGCAGCCGGCGCCGCAGGUCCUCGGCUGGGACCGAAGGCCGGGCAGGACGCCUGUGCGCGCGGAGCUCAGCUCCGGGGUGCGGCGGGUGAGAAGCGGGAGAGGCCGGUGUCCAGCCCCGAGGCCGACGGUGUCCUGUUUCCCUCGGAAGCCUCGCUGCGCGCUGGGCGCCGCGGUGUGAGCGUGGAAGGCUGGCGGGAACGAAUCCGGAGAUCCUCCGGGUCUCAACAACUCUUCCAGGGUAAAAGAUUAUGGCCUGAGGACGAUACAACCAGGAAGCCUCUCAUCGAAAGUUCCAGCAGUUUCUCCUCCCGAAGCUGCCACUCCCAGUCAGGCCAGCGCCAUCAUGCCUCAGCAGCUCCUGAUCACUCCAGCCACUGAGGCAACCUGGGUGAAGUUGAACCAUCAUCCCAGGAAGACCAAGGAGGGGGUGUCCCUGUGGGAGGAUGUGACAAAAAUGUUUGAAGGAGAAGCUCUGCUAUCCCAUGAUGCUAAUGGGACACAACAAGAAAGCUUAGCUGAUGGAACGACCCCUGGCAUCCCUGCAACAGGAUCCCAUGAUGGAGUGACCCCUGGCACCCCUGCAGUAGGAUCCCAUGAUGGAAUGACCCCUGGCACCUCUGCAGCAGGAUCCCAGGAAUCGUUGACUUUCAAGGACAUUGCUGUGGACUUAUCCCAGGAGGAAUGGGGGCAGCUGGCUCCUGCAUACCGGGAUUUGUAUCGGGAGGUGAUGCUGGAGAACUACAGAAACCUGGUGUCAGUGGCAGGAUAUCAACUUUCCAAGCCUACUGUGAUUUCCCAGUUGGAAAAAGGAGAGGGACCAUGCAUGGCAGAGAGUCAAGGCCCAGAGGAUCCCAUUUUAGAUGUGAAGAAUAAACUAGAAACCAAGGAGUCAACUGCAGAGGAUGACAUUUCUGUCAAGCUCGAUCAUGGCAUCACGAGGGGAAGGCUCGUGAUAGAGGAUGAUAUAGUUUGUUCUCCAUUGAAAAAAGCCUCCAGCUACCGUGAUACAUUAGAGAGUCACCGGGCAACCUGUGGAAAAGGCACGAGACGAGACGUUUGGACCCACAAAAAGAAACGCCAAGAAGGGAACAAAUUGGAAAACCCAGAGAGUUCCAAUGUUAUUUUAGAACAGAAGCACCGUAAACACAAACCAGCCAGAAAGAGAAACAAGUAUAAAUUAGAUUCAAUUGAUCACCCAGUGAGCUGUAUGAGAGCCAGAAGGUACCCAUGUAAUGUGUGUGAGAAAAUGUUUAAGCAACCCAUUCACCUUGUCGAGCACAUGAGAACUCACACUGGUGAGAAACCGUUCCGGUGCAAGGAGUGUGGGAGGGCCUUUAGUCAGAGCGCGUCACUCAAUACGCACCAGAGGAUCCACACUGGGGAGAAGCCCUUCGCAUGUGAGGAGUGCGGCAAAGCCUUCCGGCAUCGCUCGUCACUUAACCAGCAUCACCGGACUCACACUGGAGAGAAACCGUUCACGUGUGACAAAUGUCAGAAAGCCUUUAGCCAGAACAUCAGCUUGGUCCAGCAUCUGAGGACUCAUUCGGGAGAGAAACCCUUUAGCUGCAGUGAAUGUGGGAAACCCUUUCGACAGAUUAGACACCUUAGUGAACACGUAAGAAUCCACACUGGGGAGAAGCCCUACAAAUGCACUUCCUGCUGUAAAACGUUCAGUCAUAGAGCAUAUCUCACACAUCACCAGCGAAUCCACACCGGGGAGAGACCGUACAAAUGUAAGGAGUGUGGGAAAGCCUUCAGGCAGAGGAUACACCUUAGCAACCACAGGACUGUUCAUACAGGGGUGAAAGCCUACGAGUGUAACCGCUGUGGGAAAGCCUACAGGCACGACUCCUCCUUUAAGAAACACCAGCGACAUCACACGGGAGAAAAGCCUUACGAAUGUACUGAGUGUGGAAAGUCCUUCAGCUAUAACUCAUCCCUGAGCCGACACCAGAAAAUCCACAGGAGGAAUGCUUUCCGAGAUGAUCCGGGACAUGAGAACAAAAGGCAGCUCUAAAUUGAUGAUUCUGAGCUUUAAAGUUUCAGGACUCGAGUAACCUUGAGAAAUUAACAACAACGGUGGCAACUUUUGAUUUUGCCAAAAGUGUAAAUAAAUACCCUGUUGAU
Messenger RNA from Mus caroli (Ryukyu mouse), 2137 nucleotides. RefSeq names its product zinc finger protein 69. The record is from RefSeq and is a predicted model, not a curated record. Lineage: Eukaryota; Metazoa; Chordata; Mammalia; Rodentia; Muridae. Gene Ontology annotation, biological process: regulation of immune system process; negative regulation of transcription by RNA polymerase II; regulation of cytokine production. Gene Ontology annotation, molecular function: RNA polymerase II cis-regulatory region sequence-specific DNA binding; DNA-binding transcription repressor activity, RNA polymerase II-specific. Gene Ontology annotation, cellular component: nucleoplasm.